AUGCAAAAAAUGUGGAAAGAAUUAUCACUAAAGCAAAAUCCCCAUAAAAAUUAUCCUCCAAGUCAUAUACAUAAAAAUGGGGACGACAGACUAGCCGACCUUAAAACCCAUUUUAUUCAACACUGACAGGCAACAGCUCAGUGUGAAGGGGGAAGAGUAGAAGAGGCCAGCAAUCCUUUAUGUAUAUCAGGCUAGAUUACCACUAGACCCGCUGGGGACUUGGUUUAUACCUCCGGGCCCAUUAUUGGAAAGGGGGAUCAACAGAAGUCCAAAAUGAUGAUAAGUCCCUCUAGUAAGGUAGUAUAUGCGAAUUCCUUGCCUGCGUUUUACCGCUAACGUUAAUAUAUCCUCCUAAUUCUGAAAAUAGGAGAGAAUUCUUAUAUCAAGAAACCCAUCCCAACUUUAACUCAUACCAGACAUAUAGAGAAGAAGCCAGAUACCCCCGUAUUCAAACAUAUAAGCAAGAUCCAGCAACAUUUAUGCCAGAUUUGCCACAAAAAGAGUCCCAGAUUAGUGUGGUAAAAUGCAGCUCUAAUUGAUGUAAUAAAAACGCAACAGCCUGAUGCCGCUGUAAAAAUCAAUACUUGCAUUUCUGUGCUGAGGAUUUAGAAAACCACAUUAUAAAUUCUCCUGGAAAUCAUAACUUUCAAAAAUUACUUGAUGGCUCAAAUAUACAAACCAAUAGUGAUUUUUUGCUUUAUAUGCAAUAUAAAAUAUAGUCUAUUUAAUAUUUUAAUAGAUAUAAUUAUCAUUUAAACGUUUUUUUGCAGCCAAAUGUUUUAUUUUUUACAUUUUAAUAUACCAGAUAUAAUUUUGCAAUCCAAGGACGCUAAUAAAAUACGUAAUGCCUUGUGCAACUCCUGAGAGAUUUAAAGGAAAAAUUAGUGAAUAAAAUCUAUGCUGAGAUAUGCAAAUUAGAAAAUAGCUUACUAUAUUAUAAGUUAGCUGUAUAAGUUUUUAUAGAAAAUAUAUUGUAAUUAUUUGGCUGCUUAUAGAUUCUUUGGCUUUUUUUACUAUUUCUAUUUGAUUUUAUAAGAGGUGAAUAAUGACUUUUAUUGAAAAAAUUGACCAAGAAAUUGCUUCAUUUGCAUUAAAAUUUAGUCAAACUACUCAAGAGCUUGAAAGCUGCUACUGGUACAAAAAUGACGAUUAUUUUAAUCAGCUACCAGAUGAAGUAUUUGAAUUUAUCAAAGAAAAUCAGAAAACGUCUAUUUCUGAAGCUUCAUGUGAAACAAUAAUAUCAGAAAUUUAUAAAGAGCUAGGUUGGGUUAAAAAUGCAGGAUUUCAAGAGAUAUCCAGCAAAAAUGAAUAUGAAAUGACUAAUCCAAGGUUCCAACCUGAUUUAAAGACCUCAAACAGUUUAAAUUUGAGGCAGCAAUAUCAACAGCCAUACGCAUUUCCUCAAUAUAAUCAAAUAAUCACACCUCAACAGUAUCAACAGCCAUUCAAGCCUUAUGAGGAUCGACAGCCACGCAUAAAUCCUUAUGAUAAUACAAAAACAUAUUCUUCGAUUCGUGAAACUGCAACAUUCAAAUCAGAAUGAAUAUAA
Messenger RNA from Blepharisma stoltei, 1549 nucleotides. The record is from the annotation of a GenBank genome assembly. NCBI's taxonomy places the organism in Eukaryota, Ciliophora, Heterotrichea, Heterotrichida, Blepharismidae.